GACUGAAAGGCGCCACACACCCUGAAAACAUGGUGCCGGACUCCCCAGACACGACCAGUGGCGGAGAAUCCUCGGCCGACUUUGUGACCGAGGACACCCUCCAUGAUAUUAAGGCAGAACUGGCCAGGAUUGGAAGUAGUAUGCUUACCAGGGCAGACCCCAGUGACCUGGUCCGUGAGAUCCGGGAGGCGAUCCAGGAAGACCUAAUGGGCUUCUGCACUGACCUCACAGCUCUGGAGACCCCCCUCGUGAAUGCGGUGGAGGCGGAAGCAAAACUGAGCUGCCAGCAACACCGUGCAGCCGAAACAGCUGCUACCGGGCAGGGAAAUUUGCUGCUCUCGCUGAGACGCUAA
Molecule: messenger RNA, 353 nt
Organism: Pelobates cultripes (western spadefoot toad)
Lineage: Eukaryota; Metazoa; Chordata; Amphibia; Anura; Pelobatidae
Source: the annotation of a GenBank genome assembly